Messenger RNA from Cylas formicarius (sweet potato weevil), 3867 nucleotides. RefSeq lists its product as uncharacterized. NCBI's taxonomy places the organism in Eukaryota, Metazoa, Arthropoda, Insecta, Coleoptera, Brentidae. The transcript is spliced from 3 exons. The coding region runs from base 705 to 1769 and encodes 354 amino acids. The record is from RefSeq and is a predicted model, not a curated record.
CCGAGCACAUCGGUUCAUGUAUUCGCAAUUAAAUCGUAGACGAGCCCUGUAUUAUCGAAAACGACGAAAAAAACGCAGUUUUAACUGAAAUUCGGCGCGAUUAUAAUUAAUUAGCGAGCCGGUUCCGAUUGCACCUAAUCCAAUCCAAAAGUAAAUAUAAACGGCGGACUUACCGUUACUGCUCUGGUCCCGGAAUCAAGAAGAAGACAGGCGGAUAUUGCGCAACGCACUCCUGACAAAGAACAACUGAAAACCAAGCGGGAGGGGGAGGCAAUACCUGUAGAGUUCAGCAGACGGCGCGAAUACUGUUUUAAAGCGCGAACGUCAGGUGUGCAGAGUGGUCGACUCGCGUUGCCUCUCGCUCCCCAAACGCUCUCGCACAUUUCCGUCGAAUCUGCAUGUUUGUUGUUUGGGAUACAAAGACCGCGAGACCUGGGGUGGUUAAAAAUAGUCGCGGCUCCCCUUAACAGACGGACGUUAAGUUUCCUGUCGUAAAAAUUCGGUGCGUGUGGGACUUUUUCGGACGGUGAAGUGAAUGUGUACAGAUCGAAAACGACAGGGAAAGUAAUUAAAGACUUGUUUAUAUGUGCCGUUAGACGCAGAGACAAUAGGUUCAAGGGGGUACCGUUACGGAAUUAUGUGGAGAAGUUGAGGAAAAACGUGAAGCAGCGUUUGCCGAAGGGUAUCGGCUUUGUAUCAGAGUCAUGCACCACGAAAGAUCUCGAAGUUUGGGGACGGUCACUCGUUUUCAAAGUCCCGUAAACACAACCGGCAGUCAGAUGACGUCAUGCGAUUUCGAAAACCUCGACGACGCCCGAAAAUUGGUGAGAGACCUGAGACAAAAGACCAGAACGCAAGCUCAACAGAUUAUGGCUUGGAGGCGGGCGUAUAAACUUCAAGAAAUGCUCGUGACCAGGCUGCAAAAGGAAAAAUGUGAACAACUCAAAGUCCUGAGUUCAAAGCUGCUGCUUCUUGAAUCCAGGCUGAUACGGAAGCAAAAGGAUAUAGCAGCCAUGUUGAACGUCAGGGAAACGAUAAUUUGCCGGCAGCAGAGGAUUAUCGAAACUCUAACUACCCGUCUGACAGACAACGGCUUGGAGGUUCCUCACGAAAUCACAGAGCUGGAAAACUGCCUUCCGGAUUUGGAUUCGUUAAAUGAUUCAGAUAGCGCCGUCGUCUUGGAAGACGUAGAUUCUGACAGUACAGUAUAUCAUCCAAUUAAGCUUCGACCCUCCACUAGAGAUGGCAUCACCGUCGUUCGGUCCAUAUCGGAUGCCAUUGAUCCUAACCUCAAGUACACCUCUAUGCGCAGAAACAAUUGUUUCCUACGAAGACCGGAGAUACUGGAAACGGUAUACAGUGUGGAAGAAGACGCAGAUGAUAACCAAAACGAGAAAACCGAAGCAAACAAACGAAGGGAGUCGUUCGCAACCAGAGGAAAGUCAAAUUGUAACAUAGAUUCAGGCGACGAGAAUGUUGCGAAGCAAAAAGCGAGGUUGCCAAAUUGGUCGUGUCAGAAUGGUGAUGACACGACAAGCGAUUCCGAAAACCAAGACAAUCACAAACCCAACGCUAGUCCUGUCAGAACUUACAACAGAGUGAUGCUUAAUCACCGCUCGGUUACAAAACCCAAGGAUGUGAAGUACAAGCGCAUAAACAAAGCAAAAUCGAAGAGUUUGGAAGAGCUUCGGGGCCGACUGAAAAAUUGGGUGGAACAGGGCAGCAAAAUACCGGGAGUCACAUUAGAACACAGCCAGAGCUAUGCUUAAUUGUGUAUUAAAUGUUUUGUGAUUAUAUUGUACUUUCAUAUCGCGGCUAUUUUCAGUCAAUUCAUUUCGUCAACUUAUCAGCUGAAAAAAAUCUGUGAUCUCUACAUUGGACCUUUUAUUUGAUAGUUGUUUCGGCACUUGGAACUCCAUUAACGCAAUGUUAUGCGAGACUAAUACACAUCUCUAACGCACAAGUGUUUAAAUUCUUGUACAGUAAAUUCUACCAAUUUUAGGUUAUGAUACCCUGUUAUUCUUGCGUCCUUUUUUUCUUACGUAAGCAUGCCAAUGAUUGUUUAAAACCACUAAAGAAACCCGAAUGUUUGUUCAUUUUUAAUUAUAAGACAUCCAUGGAAGACAGGACAAUUUAUUCAUAAUAAAAGUAUAAACCGUCAGCCAACAUUGUGCGAAAAACAGUUACCUCCGAAAAUUAAAGUUAGGAUGACCGCAACCUUUUUAUUCCACACACUAAACGAUGCAAAAGCAUUGUAAAUAACUGUUCAAUUGUUAAUUAAAAGCGAAAACACUUUAAAUUUCAAAAUCAAAAUUGAAAAUGGUAUAUUCAGAAUACUAAUGUCAACUGAUAAUAUGGAGUUGUGCUUAUUGUGUCGUGUGAUUCUGAAUAGAAAUUGAAAAUAUUUUCAUCCCUACAUAGUUGAGAAUCCAAAUAUAUAAGUCUAAUUUGAACACAUUUGUAAACAGUUUAUUCAAUAAUUUCACCUUUCUUCAUUGCCUACACUUCUUUUCAAUUUUCAAUUAAAACCUGUAUAAAUGCAGCUUUAUUUGGCACGACUGUGCUGUGACAGACGAAUAAUUGUGCAAGAAUUGGCACUAAAAUUCAGCGCCAAGCGUCAAAAGUAAAUCAAUAUUAUUAUGGCUGUAAAUCACCCCUAAACUUCAAGUAAUAUGUUACCAACCUCUGAAGUAAAGACAAUCAUUUACAUUUCAAGCAAAACGUGUAGAGAUGGGCGACUGGAACUUGUACUUACUAAAUAAUGUUACUUUUCUGGGUCUCACGUUGGGCGCUAAAAGUGUAUUUCGCGAUUUAGCGAUUCUCGCUAUGACUGCAUAAGUGAUACAGUAAUAUCGUUAAAAAAAAAAGCUUAUAUAAAUUUGCAAUUCUGUACCCAAAAGGAUGAAAUAAAAACUUGAACCAUGUACGUAGCGUUAAUGAUGCGACUUAUUUUAAUUAAUGCGGUCUUUUCCUGAGCGAUGUUCCUUUUCGACGCAAAUAUACAUACGCGUGUUUGUAUUGGAAUAUGUGAUAUGACUUAAGCUAUCUGCUCGAAAAAUUUUCCAUUUUAUACUUAACAGUUUUCAAACUAUCUGGGCUAUGAUCCCAGAUCUAAAAUGACUUAUGAAACAGCAAACCGUAGUUUUGUGUAUUACUGGCGACGAGUUGGACCUUUUUAUGUUCGAAAAAUUUAUUGGCGCUUGAAGAAAACAAAAGGUAAAACCUUUGUUUGACAAAAAUGAUUAGUAAUCAGAAUAUUGAUUGUUUUUAACUAAAUUACAAUUUAAAUGCUGGAAAUGUGCCACUACAGUAAUUUUAUUUACUAUAUUUUGUUAUUAUUUUAUAUUAUAUUUCCAUCAAAUAUAUUUGCAAGUAGAUUUAAAGUAACCAAAUUUAUAAAUAUGAUUUCAGUAUGGUGCUGAAGUAUUUACAAAACUAUUGCUGCUCUACUAUAGUUUUUGUGUCGAAUGUUAAUAAUUUUAACUAUUUUUGCUUUUAAUAAAUUUAUAUUUUGACAACUUUAUUUCAACCUAUCAUAUGAUAAGCAGCCUUAGUACUAACAUCCAUUGCCAGAGAGGUUUUCUUUUAAGACAUAAAAUGAAGAAAGAAAAGUCCGACUCAUCACUGUUGAGCAGUCUAGCAUAAUAGCCUAAAUAAUUUCUAAUAUAUAAAAAGGUAACUAACAAACAUAUCACACAUUUUAGUGUUGCCCGAAGAGUUCCAAACAAUUUAGCGUAUUUAAUUUAGGUGAUAUAAUGCCGGACUGAUGCCUAUCUAAAACGGUCCACGCAUCUAAAUAUUCAAAUGUUUACUAAAAUUUUGAGCAAAAUAUGUACUCGUGACUACUGAAAGAAUAAUAAUGAGAUU